AUGGGGACGCAGGGGGCCGGGAGAAAGCGGCUGCCGAACCGGGAGCGCCUGACGGCGGAGGACGAUGCGCUCAACCAGAUCGCCCGUGAGGCUGAAGCAAGACUUGCAGCAAAGCGAGCGGCGCGGGCAGAGGCACGGGAGAUCCGGAUGAAGGAACUGGAGAGGCAGCAGAAAGAGAUCUAUCAAGUUCAGAAGAAAUAUUAUGGUCUGGAUACUAAAUGGGGAGACAUCGAGCAAUGGAUGGAAGACAGUGAGCGUUAUUCCCGUAGAGCCCGAAGAAAUGCCUCGGCUUCGGAUGAAGAUGAGCGCAUGUCAGUGGGUAGCCGUGGAAGCCUGAGGUCUCAUUUGGAAUAUGCCAGCACCUACCCAGUGGCUGGAUUAGAGAAUGAGAGGACCAAAAAGAAGAAUUACUCCAAAGCAACCAAUGGUUAUGAGGAAGACGUGUAUGGAUCAUCCCAGAGUAGAAAAUCUAGCAGGCCCUCCUUGCUGUACAGCGAUGCCCUGCCAGCCAGAAGUUACAGGGCGUCUGUGUAUGACGAGAGCGUUUACAGUGGGAGUCGUCGGUAUAGUGCCUCUAGUUCUCGUGCUCCUUCCGAGUACAGCUGCUACCUUGGUUCAGGAUCUCGGGCAUCCUCAAGAGCCAGCUCUGCUCGGGCCAGUCCAGUGAUCGAGGAAAGGCCAGAAAAAGACUUUGAGAAGGGAGCACGUACUGUCUCAAGUUUAUCAGCAGCUACCUUAGCUUCUCUGGGUGGGACUUCUUCACGAAGAGGCAGUGGGGAUACAUCCAUCUCAGCCGAUACAGAGGCAUCUAUCAGAGAAAUAAAGGAUAUCUAUGAGUUAAAGGACCAGAUUCAGGAUGUAGAAGGCAAAUACAUGCAGGGACUGAAAGAAAUGAAGGACUCUCUAGCCGAAGUUGAAGAGAAAUAUAAAAAGGCUAUGGUGUCAAAUGCUCAACUAGACAAUGAAAAAACAAAUUUCAUGUACCAAGUAGAUACCCUGAAGGAUGCGCUCUUAGAGUUAGAAGAACAGCUGGCAGAAUCCAGGCGGCAAUAUGAAGAAAAAAGUAAAGAAUUUGAGAGGGAGAAGCAUGCUCAUAGCAUAUUGCAGUUUCAGUUCAUGGAAAUCAAAGAGGCUUUGAAGCAAAGAGAAGAAAUGCUUGCAGAAAUCCAACAGCUGCAACAGAAACAGCAGAGCUAUGUCAGGGAAAUUUCUGAUCUUCAGGAGACAAUAGAGUGGAAAGACAAAAAAAUAGGGGCGUUAGAGAGGCAGAAAGAUUUCUUUGAUUCCAUAAGAAGUGAGCGGGAUGACCUUAGAGAUGAAGUGGUUGUGCUGAAGGAGCAACUGAAGAAACAUGGAAUAAUCCCAGACACUGACGUAGCCACCAACGGGGAGACGUCAGACAUUCUUGAUAACGAAGGACACUUGGAUUCUUCCAAAACUGUUCCAGGCACAACUCAGGCAUUAAAGACAGGAGGGGAUGGGAUGCUAGACAGGCUGAAAAAACUCAUUGAUGAACGAGAAUCCUUACUAGACCAGGUUAAAAAAUUAAAGGGACAACUGGAAGAAAAGCAAAAGAAUAGCAAGAUGGAAAAUACACAGUCAGAAGAUGAAGUUCUGGAAAAUGGGACAGAUAUGCACAUGAUUGACCUCCAAAGAGAUGCCAACAGACAGAUCAGUGAUCUCAAAUUUAAACUAGCAAAGUCUGAGCAAGAGAUAACAGCAUUGGAGCAGAAUGUAAUACGAUUGGAAGGUCAGGUAGCCCGAUACAAAACUGCUGCUGAAAAUGCUGAAAGAGUAGAAGAUGAACUGAAAGCAGAGAAACGCAAACUACAGAGAGAGCUUCGUUCAGCAUUGGAUAAAACCGAAGAGCUUGAAGUCAGCAAUGGUCAUCUAGUAAAACGCUUGGAGAAGAUGAAAGCCAACCGGAGCGCUUUACUGUCUCAGCAAUAACCACCACCUUUUGAUGGAAACUACUACUACUUGACAGAAUCAGAACAACGUUGCAGAUGCUUCUGUCUCUUGCUGUCCGGGAUGCUUUGUGUCAUGCCUUCUGAGAACAGACAACCCCAACAUUUGCUACGUGCCACCCAGCUGUGGUUCUCUCUACGCGGAUUCAAACCUACUGCACUAUAUACAUAGGAGUAGCUGAUCCAAAUGGCUGUGCCUGCGGGAGCCCUUCUACACCGUUCUUUAGGUACAUUUGAAGUACAAUAUCCGUCUACCGUAUAAGAAGCACAUUGGGCAUCGCGUUAAGUUCUCCAUCCAGAAGGCACAGCAGCCACUUACUGCCGUUUAAAAUGGCAUUCAAAGGAAACACUUUAACUGGACUGGAAUUUUGUGUCUUGCUGGAAAUUUGAAGAAAAAAAAAAACCAAACAAAAAAACACUGUAAGUUUUGGACUUUCUCAUGACAGUAUCUGUAAUUUAGUGACUACAGUAGAGUUAUUCAUAGUAGGUUUUUCAUUUACAAAUCACUGUGGAACCACAAGCCAUUACAAAGCAAAACUCCUUCAGUGGAAACCAUGGAAGAAGAUGGUCUUGGAAGCAAAAGUGACCUUAAAUGACUUUGCCAAUAAAACAAAGGUGUUUGGAGGGAUUUUUGCACCAGUGGAAUCAUAAGACUAUUUUAUUUCAGGGUAAAUAGGCAAUAGCUUCAUUGAAUUUUCAACUUUUAUUUGUAUUAUUUAAUCCCUGCUCUUGGAGUUGAAGUAAACUACUUUUAAAGGAUGUAAAGUUGCAUUAAUAAACCAGCAUAAGGCCGUGUUUUAAGAAAUGGUGGGUUUUGCACUUAGGUCACUCACUUUGGUGCAUUUGUCAAAGCAAGUGUCAUUUGCUUAAACAAAAUAUGUAAUAGGUUUUUUACAUCAGAAACUAUCUACUGGUCCAUGAACUACUAGGAAACUAUGCCGCUACAAAAUACAAGUCUAAUUUUUAAAAAAGUAACUGAUAAGUAAAGAAGCACUUUAGAAAAUAUUACUGCCUAUGGUUUUUCUACAAAUACAGAAGUAGCGAUUUCCUUCUAAGGUCAUUAUAAAGGUUUUCCACUUUCCGUGAAAAAUAACGUAACCAAUUAAGAUGUUGCAGGCAAUUUAUUAUACACAGCUAGCACCACUACAGCUCUGGUUUAUUGGAAAUUAUUCUGAAUGUACUACUCAAAGGAGAACAGCAGUCACCUGAAGAAUAAAGCUGUCCUUCCCCCUUCAGCCCUAACAGAAAAGCUUGCGAGUAAGGGAGGCGACCAGUCCCUUAGGAAUCUGCUCACGCUAUGAAGCAGCAUCUCCUGUUUGACAGGAGCAACCUUCUGUCGAUGCUGACUGCCUCAAUAGAUACAGUUCUAUCAAGCCAAAUCCAGACCCGGGAGACCAUUUUUUCUUAACUUGGUCUUUAGACUUUCCGGUCCAGAUCUUUCCCUAGCCUCUUCCUCGCAGACUGGAGGUCAGAGUAUAAACCGCUGCUAUUUUCAACGUAAGGGGAUCGCUGGUAUCUUCUUAGAGCACCUUCACAAAUUAAAUGAACAAAAAGCAGUGUCUGAAUGAGUUUCUCUGGUUUGGCUAGAAAAUAACACCUUUCUCUUCAUCUCUUCUGAGUGCACCCGAAAUUUAGGAAUGAAGUACUGAAAUUAAUAGUCCAGGAAAAGGAUGAAGAAGGCUUUCUUUGUGCCCCUGGGGAAAUAAGUAUGUCCUUGUUGACCGAAUGUGGUGGAACAUGGGGAUGAAAGGAAUCUUUUAAAUGAAAUUUCCACUCCAGCUAGGGCUUUGGGUUCUUUUUCUUGGUUUUUGAGAGGAACAUUCAGGUGCAGAGCCGGGUUUCUUGUGGAAUACCUCAAAAUCGCUGUGGAUACCAAUGUACAAUUUUCUGUGGUUGACUUGUGUAAUUUCUGGUGUACAAAGCCUCUGGGGCCUAAAAAAUGAACUAAGGGUUUUUCAGAAUGCGAACAAACGCGCUAAAUACAACAUCUUACUAAGUGAUGAUAAGGUGUGUGAUUGCCACUAGUCAUCUUUUUAUUUGUAGUAGCGGUGAAAACUGUCUCUCCCGGCAAGAUUCAGGAGAAACAACCUAGCAACUAAGCAUUGGUCCAAAAGGCUAAAAAUAAUACUUUGCUCGUCAAGAAGCAACGUGUUUAUCAUUUCAAAGUAGAUCGCAUCUCGCACCCCAUAAGCAUUAACCUCAUGACAGAAAUCAGAUGUGUAUUUCAACCUGGAUAUGCUCUUAGUAGAAAUCUUCGUGUGUGAUAAAGUAGCUGAAUGUUGAAGCCACAU
Messenger RNA from Gymnogyps californianus (California condor), 4258 nucleotides. It is a transcript of the gene LRRFIP1, whose product is annotated as LRR binding FLII interacting protein 1. NCBI's taxonomy places the organism in Eukaryota, Metazoa, Chordata, Aves, Accipitriformes, Cathartidae. Bases 1 to 1950 code for a protein of 649 amino acids. Gene Ontology annotation, biological process: regulation of transcription by RNA polymerase II. Gene Ontology annotation, molecular function: RNA polymerase II cis-regulatory region sequence-specific DNA binding; DNA-binding transcription factor activity, RNA polymerase II-specific. The transcript has 25 exons. The record is from RefSeq and is a predicted model, not a curated record.